GAGAGAGAGAGAGAGGGGCAUCUAUCAUUCUAAAGAGAGACUCGUAUCAGACAGAGGAGGGACAAGAGGAGGUUAAGAGUUUAAAAGGUGUGGGACAGUCCUAAAGAGAGAGCGAGAGAGAGCGGACAUCAACAUCACGUUUCCAAGAACACACGAGGGAGGCUCUCGCCACUAUCUGGUGGGGGAAAAGCCACAACGGACCAGAGAGAGAGAGAGAGACCAGUGGGAGGUCGACAUACCAGCAUACCGCCACCAGAUAAGCAAAGGGAAGAGAGAACCUCCCGACACAGUAAGCAGGAGCAGAACCUGACGUGCACAGGAGAGACAAGAGCAGUCAGGAGAGAUAAGAGCAGUCAGGAGAGACAAGAGCAGUCAGGAGAGACAAGAGCAGUCAGGAGAGACAAGAGCAGUCAGGAGAGGCAAGAGCAGUUCCUCUACAUCCACUCCCGACGGAGAGAAGCCGUACAGAAGAGAUCAAGAAUCAAGUUCAUCUGACAGGAGAGCGUGGGUUCUCAUCCCCAAACUCCAGACGAAGAGAGAGGCGCAAGAACCGAGGGAAGAACCAGAGCUAGAUCUACCAGUCUCCACAUCACUAUUCCACCAUGAGCAUGAGUGGCACCCUGGAGAAGGGGGCUCAUCACCAGGCUCUUGACCUGUCUGAGGAGCUGUCCCACCACCACCAUCACCACCACGCCCACCACCAGCACUCCAACUCCCUGGCCUCCACCGCCCCGGUAGGGACCCUCCCCUCCGGCGUGGUGGUCCCUCCCCCGUACUCGGCGGCAGAGAGCGCGGGCGGGGGGAGCGACGCGCCCCUGGAGCUGCGGGGCUCGCUGGACUGCUGGGCGUGCUCCGUGCUGGUCACCGCCCAGAACCUCGUCAUCGCCACCAUCAACGCCUGCCUGGCCGGACUGGUGUUCGGCCUCAUUCUCACCCCCGCCAUCGUCAUGGUGAUGUUCGGGUUCCUCUGCCACUCUACGGUGCGGCCCCACGGGACCUCCCCGUACUGUUCAGACCUGCUGAGCGACGGGGGCUGUGUGGCCCUGCUGGUGGUGGGCUUCCUCCUGGUCACCCCCCUGCUGGUCCUGGCCCUGGCCGCCUACUGCCGCCUGGCCCGCCACCUCCAGCUGGGCCUCUGUUUCAUCCCCUACAGCCGCGCCGUCUACAAGAACCUGCCCGCCACCCAGCACCGGGGCCUGGGGGGGGGCUGCUGCGGGGGGCGAGGGGGUUCGGAGGGAGGGAAGGGCAAGGUGUGGGUGUAA
Messenger RNA from Hypomesus transpacificus, 1262 nucleotides. It is a transcript of the gene tmem88b, whose product is annotated as transmembrane protein 88 b. The coding region runs from base 603 to 1262 and encodes 219 amino acids. The transcript has 3 exons. Gene Ontology annotation, molecular function: PDZ domain binding. Lineage: Eukaryota; Metazoa; Chordata; Actinopteri; Osmeriformes; Osmeridae. Gene Ontology annotation, cellular component: plasma membrane. The record is from RefSeq and is a predicted model, not a curated record.